Lemur catta (Ring-tailed lemur) is the source of this 1358-nucleotide messenger RNA. RefSeq names its product regulator of G protein signaling 9 binding protein (gene RGS9BP). Gene Ontology annotation, biological process: detection of light stimulus involved in visual perception; G protein-coupled receptor signaling pathway. The record is from RefSeq and is a predicted model, not a curated record. Gene Ontology annotation, cellular component: neuron projection; photoreceptor outer segment. The transcript has 2 exons. The coding region runs from base 298 to 1011 and encodes 237 amino acids. NCBI's taxonomy places the organism in Eukaryota, Metazoa, Chordata, Mammalia, Primates, Lemuridae.
GCUGGAGGAGGAUGGGGUCCGCGCCCUCGGCGUCCCGGGCAGCCGCCGUGCCGGCGAGGGCAGUGCGCAGACCCGGCGUGUGACCCGCGUGCGCCCGGGGAGCAUGGACCAGGGCCCGGGACACAGCUCCUAGGCUCCCCUCCGCGCCCGGUCUGCUGAGGGGCACGUCGCGGGUCGCGGGCGGGCUCCGUCGCUCACGGGCCAUGCGGAGUGCUCGGGCCGCUUGGCCCAGGGUCGGCGUCGGGGCUGGCCGCGUCCUGUCGCGCUGACGGCGAGGCCGCACCGGAGCGCAGCGCCAUGGCGAGGGAAGAGUGCAAGGCGCUGCUGGACGCGCUCAACAGGACGACCGCGUGCUACCACCACUUGGUGCUGACCGUCGGCGGCUCGGCGGACUCGCAGAACCUGCGCGGGGAGCUGCAGAAGACGCGCCAGAAAGCGCAGGAGCUGGCGGGGGCCGCCUGCGCCCAGCUGACGGUCGCGCUGCGCGACCGGGGCUUGGUCGCAGAGGAGCGCUCCGAGUUCGAGCGCCUGUGGGUGGCCUUCUCCGGCUGCCUGGACCUGCUGGAGGCCGACAUGCGACGCGCGCUGGAGCUGGGCACCGCCUUCCCGUUGCACGCGCCGCGGCGGCCGCUGGUGCGCACCGGGGUGGCGGGCGGCUCCGCAGGCGUGGCGGCGCGCGCCCUGAGUGCCCGCAGCCUCCGGCACGAGGCACAGAGCGACUUCGACGUCGCGGACCUGCGCGAGCUGGAGCGCGAGAUCCUUCAGGUGGGCGAGAUGAUCAACAACAUGGAGAUGAAAGUCAACGUGCCCCGCUGGACCGUGCAGGCCCGGCAGACGGCGGGUGCCGAGCUGCUGUCCAGCGCCAGCGCAGGCGCCUCCUCGGCCGGGGUCGUGUCCGUGGGGGAGCGCGCGGGGCCCUGCGACCCCAGCAAGGCGCUGGCCGCCACCGUUUUCAGCGCAGUGCUGCUGGCCGCGGUGGCCCUGGCCGUGUGCGUGGCGAAGCUGAGCUGACGGACGCCCAACGCCCGCCUGCCACCCCCGCUCCCUCCAGGGAGACCAGACUCGGGAUGGGCUUGGGGUCUGGUUUGUUGAAGGGGAUUGGCGUACACGCGCGUUUCAAGCACACACCUGCCUGGGCAGGACCUGGUUUCCUCUCGCCGGCCUGGGAGGAGUUAACUUUGUGCGGGCGGCAGGGCAUUACCGCUAAUGUCUGCAGGAGCUUUGCGCCCUAUUAAUAGAAAAUCGUCACAGUGACCCCAGAUCUCUCCGAGUUAAUGAGUCAACACGUUUGCUGCUGGGGCGGCUUUACAGGGAGUCCAGAAGUGGGAAAGGGUACCAGGAGGAAGAGAUUGACAGUU